AUCUCUCCAAUUAUGAUUCUUAUCAUACAAUCUUCAAUUUGUCAUUCUACAAAAACAAGAAAUCGGUGGUUUAACACGGUGAUCCACAUCGACAUGGAUGUGCUGGUGUCGGCAAUCGAGAACUUCUCUGCUUCUGAAUACUUCCGUUCGCGACUGGGGAAGAUGAUGUUAUGGUCUUUGAAGAUCUCACGAGCGGCUACAACGGUGGAAACCACCAGGCAUGUGACGGGGCCAAAUACAGAAUUGAUUGCAGAUGCGGUGGAGAACAACUGGUGCCAGAUAUUAUUUCAAUUUUGCCCAAUUUAGAAUGAAUUAGGGCAUCUCCCUCCCAUCGUGUUCUAUUUUGUGAUUUUUGCAGCAAUGUUUCUUCUAAUCAUCCCUCUAAACCAAACACAAAACAUGUUAUUCCUCACUUAUUGUUGCUCACUACAUUAUUUUUUGUUUCUUAUUUUUAGAAUUGUAUUACUUUUAUCCCUUGGCCUGGAAGUUAUCAGA
This is a messenger RNA of Cuscuta campestris, 495 nucleotides long. The record is from the annotation of a GenBank genome assembly. NCBI's taxonomy places the organism in Eukaryota, Viridiplantae, Streptophyta, Magnoliopsida, Solanales, Convolvulaceae.